AUGUCUCUGUUAUGGAUCACAGUCCUUAUUCUUCAUCAAGGAUAUGCCUUAGUUCCUGUGGUCACUGUUCAGCUUGGUGAACCUGUAACUUUUACCUGUGCAAAUAAGGAGUCCACAGCAUGGCUUUACUGGUACAAGCAAACUUCUGGAGAUAAUCUGAAAAUGAUUGUAAAGCAGAGAAAAACCAUAGAUCCCCAUUAUAGCCCAGAAUUUCCUUCUUCAAGAUUCAAAGUUACAAAUGAUGAUAAAAUAAGCAACCUCACAAUUCUGAGGACAGUUGGACAAGACGAGGGAAUGUAUCACUGUGCUCUUUUAGACUAUAAAGAGUUUACUUGGAUGGGGACGUAUUUGAUGGUAAAAGGAAACUCAAAGAAGACAUCCAGCUACACUGUUGUUCAGCAGUCAACAGCCUCAGAGUCGUCGCGUCCAGAGGACUCAGAGACUCUGCAGUGUUCAGUUCUCUCUGAGUCAGAGAACAAUUCAUGUUCAGAAGAUCUCAGCAUGUUCUGGUUCAAAGUUGGAUCCAACAGAUCCUAUCCAAAUAUCAUCUACACUGAUAGUAAAAGAGCUGAUAACUGUGAGAAAAGUCCAAACGCCCGAAAAAAAUGUAUCUAUAACUUCCCCAAGAACAUCAGCUCCUCUGAUCCUGGGACUUACUACUGUGCUGUGGCUACAUGUGGAGAAAUCUUAUUAGGAAAUGUAAUCAGAAAGGAUGGAGGUCAAACAUUAUGUUACAAAAAUACGAUUGUGCUGAUCACAUUAAUCAUUUUCGCCGUUUCUGUUAUCGUACAUAUCAUUUUGAUCUUUUAUCGAACUCAAGUCUUGCCAUGUCAAAUAGUUAAAGGGGAUCAGAUCCAGAACUGGUCAAACAGGGUUUUCUGUGAUGUGGUUCAGGCUAAGCAGCUGAGGGAGGGAACCAGGAGCGUUCAGAGGCUCACGGCAGGCAGAGGACUGAGGUUUGGUUCUUCAGGGUUGGGUUCAGAGGCUGACGGCAGGCUGAGGGCUGAGCAACGGCAGGACUCGACUUCAGACUUAUCAGUGUUUCUGAUCCAGAGUUUCUUCCAAUCCACUUCUUGA
Molecule: messenger RNA, 1077 nt
Organism: Cyprinodon variegatus (sheepshead minnow)
Lineage: Eukaryota; Metazoa; Chordata; Actinopteri; Cyprinodontiformes; Cyprinodontidae
Exons: 5
Coding region: 1-1077 (358 amino acids)
Biological process (GO): response to bacterium
Source: RefSeq, a predicted model, not a curated record